UUUUUUUUUUUUGAAUUUUGAAUUUUGGGAUCGCACGUUCGAACCGGCAGGCGAGUGAGUCUCUCAAAUAUCAUGAAUCUCCCUAAAUUCCCCUCCACAAAUUUGAAAAAGGUGUUAUCCGAAACCUAUUUCUUCUCCAAUUCUUCCCCCUUCCUCUAUUUCUCUCUAAAUCUCCGUCGAUCCUGAUAACCCUUACCCAACUUUCAAACAUCAUGCUAUUAAAUCUCUCUUCCUCUUCUUAUUCAGUCAUUAAAUUUGCCAAUUCGAAGUCACCCUUCUCAGAUUUUUCAGUCAAGUACAGAACCCACUUCUCUAAAUCCCAAUUUUCUUCUUCAUUAUGUCAUUCUUUAACGUCAUCGGAGCUCAGUUUCAAGAACAGACACCAAAUCUUCUGGGAAAAGAGCAAAAUCCCAUGUCGGAGGAGCGGCGAUUUCAGGCUGUGGGCUUUUGCCGGAAUCGAUAUUGGAAGUGCUCAGUCGGUACUCGAGGCGGCGGCUGUGUUGACGGCCAUCAUUGUCGUUCACGAGAGUGGCCACUUCCUCGCCGCUUGUCUACAGGGUAUCCAUGUAAGUAAAUUUGCAAUUGGUUUUGGUCCAAUUCUUGCAAAAUUCAACAAAAACAACGUAGAAUACUCCAUUAGGGCUUUUCCUCUUGGUGGAUUUGUGGGUUUUCCUGAUAAUGAUCCUGAUAGCGAUAUUCCAAUGGAUGACGAAAAUUUGCUUAAAAAUAGACCUAUAUUGGAUAGAGUAUUAGUGAUUUCUGCUGGUGUUAUUGCCAAUAUAAUAUUCGCAUACAUAAUCAUCUUAAUCCAAGUCUCGUCGGUUGGUUUGCCGGUUCAAGAGCCCUUUCCCGGCGUGCUUGUGCCUGAGGUUCGAACCCUUUCGGCUGCUUCUCGAGAUGGGCUGCUUCCAGGGGAUGUGAUUCUUGCUGUUAAUGGAAAUGAACUGCCAAAAUUGGGUCCCACAGCCGUUUCUGAGCUUGUUGAGACAAUUAAAAGAAGCCCCAAUAGAACUGUUCUUCUCAAAGUUGAAAGAGGGCAACAGGAUCUUGAAAUUGGGGUCACUCCAGAUGAGAGUUUUGAUGGAACAGGGCGAAUUGGGGUUCAGCUUUCGCCUAAUGUAAAGAUUUCAAAACUUGUAGCGAAGAAUUUCUUGGAGGCUUUUAGCUAUUCUAGAAAGGAAUUUUUGGGUCUGUCAUAUAAUGUUCUUGAUAGCUUGAAACAAACUGUUCUGAAUUUCUCUCAGUCAGCCAGUAAGGUUUCUGGUCCUGUGGCCAUUAUUGCUGUUGGUGCAGAAGUUGCAAGGUCCAACAUUGAUGGGCUCUAUCAAUUUGCAGCUGUGCUUAAUAUUAACCUUGCUGUUAUAAACCUUCUUCCCUUGCCUGCUUUGGAUGGCGGCUCGUUGGCCUUGAUCCUCAUUGAGGCUGCUAGGGGCGGGAGGAAGUUGCCUCUAGAACUUGAGCAGCGAAUCAUGUCGUCUGGGAUCAUGGUUGUUGUACUUCUUGGGCUGUUCCUCAUCGUCCGAGACACGUUAAACCUUGAAUUUAUAAAGGACUUGUUAUGAUUAGACAAUGCUCGUUGUUCUUCUUGGGCUGUUCUUCAUCGUC
This is a messenger RNA of Cucurbita maxima (winter squash), 1605 nucleotides long. RefSeq names its product probable membrane metalloprotease ARASP2, chloroplastic. The coding region runs from base 213 to 1562 and encodes 449 amino acids. Gene Ontology annotation, molecular function: protein binding; metalloendopeptidase activity. NCBI's taxonomy places the organism in Eukaryota, Viridiplantae, Streptophyta, Magnoliopsida, Cucurbitales, Cucurbitaceae. Gene Ontology annotation, biological process: proteolysis. The record is from RefSeq and is a predicted model, not a curated record. The transcript has a single exon. Gene Ontology annotation, cellular component: membrane.